AUGGUUAUGAUAAACAUUAUUUUGUUGUUUUCGCUCGUCUAUCUGAGACAGGUCUUUAUGGACAUUGCCUACUUCGACCCUGUGCAAUCGCAAGAAAUCACCAAAAAGGUAGUAAUUGAGCUUUUUGAUAAGGACGUGCCUGUGACCUGUGCGAACUUUUACUCGUUCAUCAAAGGUUGCAAGGUAGGCGGGAAGGAUUUUUCGUACAAGAACAACAUAUUUCACAGAAUAAUAGAUGGCUUUAUGAUACAGGGCGGUGAUGUGUUGAACGGCAAUGGCACAGGGUCCAUAUCCAGCUAUGGUGGCCGUUUUGACGAUGAAAAUUUCAAGUACAGGCAUUACCAGCCCGGAAUGCUUUCCAUGGCCAAUUCUGGAAAGAAUACCAAUGGCUCACAGUUCUUCAUAACGACCGCCGUGACAAGUUGGCUGGAUGAAAAGCACGUUGUAUUUGGGCAGAUAAUCAAAGACACGCUGCAGUAUGUGAUUGAUAUUUCCAAAGUACCUACAGACGAGUAUGAUAGGCCGAUUAACAGUGUAGUAAUUAAGGAGUGUGGCGAUUAUGUGGAAGAGAAGGAGAGAAAGGAACUGUGAUUAAAAAGCUUUUUCCUGAGCGGUUGUCUACCCUGAACGCAUUAGAAUGCCCGUGUUUAACUGCAAUAAAUUACAGAUGAACCAAGCGUGCUGUUUCAUCACCACGUGCGGUGUAGUGAUGCUCGUUAUUCAUCAUGGCAGUUGUUUCUCCC
This is a messenger RNA of Vavraia culicis subsp. floridensis, 743 nucleotides long. RefSeq lists its product as uncharacterized. Gene Ontology annotation, biological process: protein peptidyl-prolyl isomerization; protein folding. Gene Ontology annotation, cellular component: intracellular membrane-bounded organelle. Bases 1 to 591 code for a protein of 196 amino acids. Gene Ontology annotation, molecular function: peptidyl-prolyl cis-trans isomerase activity. Lineage: Eukaryota; Fungi; Microsporidia; Pleistophoridae. The transcript has a single exon. The record is from RefSeq and is a predicted model, not a curated record.